GAUUGAAGACGAUCAUAAUAAUCUGGCGGCCAUCUUUGCUGAGGUCGUAGAGGGAGAGAGGGAGUGAAGACGGAGAAGAACCGCAUCACUAACCGCCCGUGUUUCUGUUGAUUCAGGCCGGAAUGAUCCGUGCGGGUCCCGCUCGUCCUUCUUCCAGAAACCCGCUCCACUGGAGCUGUGAGCUGCGGAGCUAGCCGCGGCUAGCCGGACCAGCUAGCUGUUGGAUGACCGAGCAGUGGUCGUCAGAGGCGGACUGAGAGCUCAGCUCUGCCCGCCCCCGGGGGUCACAGCAGCUGAGUGGUUUAUGUUGAUUUGACAUUAAACACGUUAUGAACCGUUCAGGUUCAACUCUUUUUAGAUUCAGAGUCUGGAUCGAGUUUCGCCCCGGUUAGCUGGAGCUUAAUCCCGCUGUGGAAACCCCGUGAACUGACUCUACCUUCCACCGUGAAGGGGCCUGAUCAGUGCGUUGGAUCCCGAAGAGAGGAGCUGAGAGUCGGAUGAUAGCGGGUGGAUUGUCUGGUCGCAGGUCCUCCUCGUCUACCUCAGACUCACGGCUUGUCUCUGCAGCGCUGGCCCGAUCACACCUGGGUUCACCUGUUGUCCCGGUGUGACCGGUUCACACCGGGACUGUGUGAGGAGUCCUGCCCGGAACAUGCUGCCGGUCCUCGCCGUCAAGCACCAGUCGAAGCAGCUGUAACGUGUCCGUCACGAUGGGACCUGAGAGCAAACUGUUCCUCAGCGUUUUCCUCAUCUCCUGCUCCUCAGAUAACCUCUAGUGAUUGGCUGACAGCUCUGAUACGUUCACAUGAAGAAGCAGGUGAGUCCAGACUCUGAUGGACUGUGUCUCCUCCUCAGGUGCCAUUUUGGGUCGCUCAGAGACUCAGAAGUGUGUCCACUACAACUACAGCCCUAAUUCUUCCUCCUCAUCUUCCUCGGCGUUGGAGGGUCGGGGGAACAUCAGCAGAGUGAUAACCUGCUCUGGGGAAAAAGAUAAGAGGUUGCACUGCUUCGCCACCUGGAAGAACGUCUCUGGAGCUGUGAAGGUGGUGAAGCAGGGCUGCUGGCUGGAUGACGUCAACUGUUAUAACAGGAGCGAGUGUGUGGAAAAGAAAGAUGGUCCUGAAGUCUUCUUCUGCUGUUGUGACGGCAUUUUGUGUAACGACAAGUUCUUCUAUAGCCCCAACAUCAGCUGGCCACCCACGACGAACAAACCAGUGGAGUCUCCACCUCCAUUGCUGUCCACGCUCAUGUACUCAUUGGUUCCCAUCAUGGCUGUCACCGCCAUUGUCCUCUUUUCCUUUUGGAUGUACCGGCACCACAAACUGGCCUACCCACCUGUACUAGUGCCCACACAGCACGCCUUUCACAUAAUGAUAGAGGACCCCGGACCCUUUCCCCCCUCCCCCAUCCUUGGUCAAAAGCCCCUGCAGUUACUUGAGAUCAAAUCCAGGGGGCGUUUCGGCUGCGUGUGGAAGGCUCAGCUGCUCAGUGAAUAUGUGGCUGUCAAAAUCUUCCAAAUACAGGACAAACAGUCAUGGCAGAACGAGUUGGAGAUCUUCAACAUGAACGGGAUGAGACAUGAAAACCUGCUGCGCUUCAUCGGUGCUGAGAGAAGAGGAAGUCACAUGGUCACGGAGCUUUGGCUCAUCACCGCCUUCCACGAUAAGGGUUCUCUAACCGACUACCUGAAGGCAAACGUUCUCUCCUGGUCUGAGCUGUGUGUCAUCGCUCAGUCCAUGUCCAGAGGUCUCGCCUACCUGCACCAAGACAUACCUGGACACAAGGAUGGACACAAGUCCGCCAUCGCACACAGGGACUUCAAGAGUAAGAACGUUCUGCUGAAGUCCGACCUGAGCGCCUGCAUCGCGGACUUCGGCCUUGCUCUCAGGUUUGAGGCGGGGAAGUCUCCGGGAGACACCCACGGACAGGUUGGGACCAGGAGGUACAUGGCCCCUGAGGUCCUGGAGGGGGCGAUCAACUUCCAGAGAGAUGCCUUCCUCAGGAUCGACAUGUACGCUGUGGGCCUGGUGCUGUGGGAGCUCGCUGCUCGCUGCAAGGCUGCUGACGGUCCGGUGAAUGAGUACAUGCUGCCGUUUGAGGAGGAGGUGGGUCAACAUCCGACUCUGGAGGACAUGCAGGAUGUUGUCGUCCAUAAUAAGCUAAGACCGACACUCAGAGAGUGCUGGAAGAACCAUGCUGGCCUGGUGUUGUUGUGUGAGACCAUCGAGGAAUGCUGGGACCUUGAGGCUGAGGCCCGACUGUCGGCCGGCUGCGUGGAGGAGCGAAUCGUUCAGAUGCAACGACAGACGAAUGUCACGAUGCCCGAGGACAUUGUCACGGUUGUCACCAUGGUUACCAACGUGGACUACUUGCCAAAAGAGUCAAGCCUAUGACGAGACACGGGCCUAUCAGGAUGAAGCAGGGACUCCUGCUAAGGUGACUGCCGGGUGCUCAGGGGACCUCCAGGUGCUCAGUUGAUUUGUUGGACGCUCAGGUGACCUCUGGCGACCUCUGGCUGCAGGUGAGUGUCAGACUGAUGAGCAGCUCUUGAACCUGGAGAACAACAUGGUGGAGAGUCUCUGUCAUCACUUCCUGUGACCUUUUUUGACGAUCCAAACACUUUUAUUUCAGAAUAAAAGGGCGACUUAAGUUUGUCUAAUGUGAUGAUGAUGUCAACAACAAAUGUCUUCUGAAUGUCUGUUUCACUGAUUUUUGUGUUUGUAUGUAUGUGAAUAUAUAUAUAUACUUCAAUUUACAGAUUAAGUUUAUUUUGAGAAUUAUGAUUAUUAUUAUUAUAUACAGAUAUAGGGAUGUCACAAUACAAAAUAUUUAUUAAUCAAUACACAUACCAUGAUACGAUUCUCUAUGCCAUAUUUGAUACCAGGGCAAAAAACAGAACAUCUCACUUACUUCAACACGCACUCUUUAAUCAAUAACAUUUGAACACACAAAAAACAACAGUGGCUAUAUGUAGUCUUCAUGAAUAUAUUAUGAUUGUAUAUUAUGAUAUACAAACAUAUACAGAUUGCUUUAUACCUGUAUACAGACUAUUAUGAUAUACAAAUGAUUAUUAUGAUAUACAUGUAUACAUAUAUUGUUAUUAUAUAUGUAUAUACAGAUAAUUGUUUUUAUUAUACAGUAGAAAUAACUCUCGUUAGAUCAUCAGCUGAUUUAAAUUCAAAUAAAAAAAAAGUAAGUUUAUUUCUA
Messenger RNA from Pleuronectes platessa (European plaice), 3207 nucleotides. Its product is annotated as activin receptor type-2A. The record is from RefSeq and is a predicted model, not a curated record. The transcript has 12 exons. NCBI's taxonomy places the organism in Eukaryota, Metazoa, Chordata, Actinopteri, Pleuronectiformes, Pleuronectidae. Gene Ontology annotation, biological process: activin receptor signaling pathway; cellular response to growth factor stimulus; protein phosphorylation. Bases 834 to 2393 code for a protein of 519 amino acids. Gene Ontology annotation, cellular component: plasma membrane; activin receptor complex. Gene Ontology annotation, molecular function: activin binding; activin receptor activity; metal ion binding.